Molecule: messenger RNA, 1125 nt
Organism: Pleuronectes platessa (European plaice)
Lineage: Eukaryota; Metazoa; Chordata; Actinopteri; Pleuronectiformes; Pleuronectidae
Product: zymogen granule membrane protein 16
Exons: 6
Coding region: 110-610 (166 amino acids)
Source: RefSeq, a predicted model, not a curated record
GUUUGUUUGUUUGUGUGGUGAGCAAGGUAGGUAGCUAAAGGUAUUUAAAUGCCAGUGUCACAGUGUCUGCUCAUCCUCUGCUCAGUCUGCUCACACAGGUACUAGAAGAAUGCUUUCCCUCCUGUUCUUCGUCGGGCUCUUUGCCAGCUGCCUGGUAAAACCCAACAUGGCAGACUACUCCUACUCUGGUUCCGUUGGUGGUGGUGGGCAUCCCUUUUCCUCAUCAGCAAAGGGAAGGAUCACAGGGAUCAGGGUCUGGGAAAUCCAAUCUCAAUACAUCACUGGUAUCCAGCUGCGCCAUAACUACAUUUGGUCUAAAGUGUUUGGACGAGUAUAUGGCGCAGUGCUUGAGAUGUCCCUUUUUGAUGGAGAGGGCAUUGUUCAGGUCUCUGGUAAAUACCACAGCAAUUACAUCUAUCAGCUGAUAUUCAUAACCUCCAGAGGACGAUCCCUGACAGCUGGCCAGCCUUAUCAGAAAUCAUUCAACUUCUACCCGACUCACCCGGAAUCAGAGCUACGAAUGCUGAGCGGCCGACAUAACGGCAAUGGGAUCACUGCACUGGGAGCUCACUGGGCAACUGGGAUCAAUAGCAAUAGCACUAGCGAAUAAUGAAUGAGUUCAAAGAUGAGUGGUGGUGUACUAAUUAUUGGUUUGAUGGAAUAAUCCAAACUUGUCACUGAUAAACCUGUAAAUUGGUGACCAACAUGAGUUGACAAAUGUGCACUAGGUAAUUUCACACCACUUUCGGAGCAAUACAUUUGAUAAUGGGAUAUGAAACAUUGUUUUAUGAGUAAAGAAACUAGGACUUAAUGGUGAAGGCUCUAUAUUAACUCAUUCUGUGACUCUGUGGUGCAUUUAUACUAAACAAGCACAUGUCAGUCUAUAUACUUUUUCUAUGUAUCACAUGAAGGGGAAUUUAUUAAAAGCACUUUGCUCAUCUGUAUUCCUGAAGGAAACAAACCAGAAAUUUGUCACUUUUAAUCAAAAUCCUAUAUAUUUGGAGAAGAUUCAAUUGUUAUGAUAGAGGGGAUUAUUGAAAAGACUGUAUGGUUUUCAUUCAAGCAUAUUGUUAAUGGUUGGAGAAAUGUACAAUUUGAAUCUUAUUAAAUUUGGGUGCAUGCAAA